Sardina pilchardus (European sardine) is the source of this 3696-nucleotide messenger RNA. RefSeq names its product GDP-mannose pyrophosphorylase Ab (gene gmppab). Gene Ontology annotation, biological process: biosynthetic process. NCBI's taxonomy places the organism in Eukaryota, Metazoa, Chordata, Actinopteri, Clupeiformes, Clupeidae. Gene Ontology annotation, molecular function: transferase activity. The transcript has 12 exons. Bases 281 to 1549 code for a protein of 422 amino acids. Gene Ontology annotation, cellular component: cytoplasm. The record is from RefSeq and is a predicted model, not a curated record.
UUACUCUUUCGCAUACAUACGAGACGUCUAUAAUAAACACAUACUUGUUUACUGAGAAGGCAAAUGGAAAUAAAGGAUUAAUCGGAUAGGGAAAUAAAAAGAAGUUCUGGUUUAAAUAGAUAGUUAAGCCUAGCAGCAAAUUCAUUUGUAUUGGCUACAUAACAUAAAUAACCAGAACUUAACCUAUUUUUUAUCUGCAUGUUGAUGUUCCAACAAAUCCUUUCGAGGUAGCUGAGAUAUUCGCGUAAGUUUGCAGUGCUGACAGAGAUAGAAGCCGGCAAUGUUGAAAGCGGUUAUUUUAAUUGGGGGACCUCAGAAAGGGACACGGUUUCGGCCCCUUUCAUUCGAGGUUCCCAAACCCCUCUUCCCGGUGGCUGGUGUCCCCAUGCUACAACACCACAUUGAGGCUUGUGCCAAGGUGCCUGGGAUGAAGGAGAUAAUACUGCUUGGUUUUUAUCAACCAAACGAGGAGCUCAAUCGCUUUCUGAUGACUGUGCAACAGGAGUUAAAAAUUUCAGUCAGGUACCUUCAGGAAUUUGCCGCCCUGGGAACAGCUGGUGGCAUCUAUCAUUUUCGGGACCAGAUCCUGUCUGGUGCCCCCUCGGCCUUCUUUCUCAUGAACGCAGACGUCUGCUCGGAAUUCCCCCUGUCGGAGAUGCUGCGUUUCCACGGCAACCACGGGGAUGCCCACUGCGGUGUUCUCCUGGGGACCACUGCCAAUAGGACACAGUCACUGAAUUAUGGCUGCAUCGUGGAGAACCAAGAGACCAAUGAGGUACUGCAUUAUGUAGAGAAGCCCAGCACUUUUGUGAGUGACAUCAUUAACUGUGGCAUCUACCUGUUCACCCCGGAGAUCUUCGCCCAUAUAGGGGCAGUGUUCCAGCGCAACCAGCAGGAGCCACUUCAGGAGGAGCAGCCGGUGGGGAGGCAGAGGGAAGAGGUCAUCCACCUGGAGCAGGACAUCUUCACAGCGCUGGCCGGACAGAAGCAGCUGCACGUCUACAAGACACAGCACUUCUGGAGCCAGAUCAAAUCAGCUGGAUCAGCAAUAUAUGCCAGCCGACUGUACCUGAACCAGUACCACCACACACACCCAGAGAGGCUGGCCAUCAACCAGGAGGGAGGCCCCAAGAUCAUUGGGAACGUAUACAUUCAUCCAACAGCCAACAUUGACCCCACAGCUGUGCUGGGGCCCAAUGUGUCCAUAGGUAAAGGUGUGUGCAUUGGUGCGGGGGUACGAGUCAGAGAGUCCAUCGUCCUUCAUGGUGCCACUUUACAGGACCACAGCUGUGUGCUGAACAGCAUUGUGGGAUGGGACAGCACCGUUGGGAAGUGGGCGCGCGUUGAAGGGACGCCCAGCGACCCCAAUCCCAAUGACCCCUACGCCAAGAUUGACAGUGAGACGCUCUUCAGAGAUGGCGGUCUCACUCCGUCCAUCACUAUCCUAGGCUGCAAGGUGAGCAUUCCCUCUGAGGUCAUCAUCCGCAACUCCAUAGUUCUGCCUCACAAGGACCUGAACCGUAGCUUCAAGAACCAAAUCAUCCUCUAGGCAUCUCACAGACUGGGCACAAAGAAGACUGUGGAGACCACACUGAGAUUUGAGACACUACAUACUAACAGAAGUGUAUGAUUUUAUUGCUGGUGUAUAUAUAUUUGGGGCAGUUGUUACAUUCACUAAGAAUAGGGGAUAUGUAGUUGUGCACAUAGACUAUUAGUAAAUAUUGAAAUUUUAGAGCUCUUUUGCACUGACAAGCCAAAUCAUUGUGAGCAUGGCUACUCGCCUACUAACAGACAACCAUACUGAGUGCUUCUGUCUGUUAAUGAUACAGGCAAUCGCUGUUUGUUUGCCUCAUUCAUUUUCUAAACGAUUUUUUAUUUCUUGCUUUCUCUCUUCCUCUCUGCCUUUUUGGUUGCUACUUAGGUCAAAGCAAAGUAAUGAGAAGUAAAACGAAAUCCAAUCCUCAAAAUGCCAAACUUACAGUUUAGUCAAGGGAGCCAUAGCAAAUAAGGACUUACUUAUGCAUUUAGCCGAGGCUAAUAUAGCUGACGCUGAUACUAGAUAUAGAUUUCUCAAAAGCCACACACCCAAGUGUCACACACUAGGUUUUUGUUUAUUCGAUUCAAGAUGUAUGUAUUCAUUGAUGUAGCAGAAGCUUAUGUCCAAGGGGACUUCUACUACAGAUUUACAGUGACAUCUUCAUAGGAUUUCAACCUAUCAUCUUGGUGUUGUUACAACAACCUCUGCUUCCAGGUAGCAUCUUCUGUCAAUUUAGCUCAAGCUACUCCACAGUGCCAGCACUAGGGAAACACAGUUACAAGGUGUAUACAUUAACAUUGGUGGACUCUUUGGGGAAUUUGGGUAUUAUACGUGUGUGUGUGUGUGUGUGUGUGUGUGUGUGUGUGUGCGUGUGCGUGUGCGUGUGCGUGCGUGCGUGCGUGCGUGCGUGCGUGCGUGCGUGCGUGCGUGAUAACUGUAUGACAUGUGAGUCAUAAGAGCCUAAUGUGUUUCUGAUACACUUCAUUAAGUGUUUCUGCAUUUACUAGUAGCAUAUGCUUUUACUGAUCGCACUGAUGAAUACUGAUUUUAUAUGCUUAUUUUGCUGUCACUGAACCUAACGUUUCAUAAUGAUUUGAAGCAGAUCCUUAUAACGGCAUAGACAAGAAGAACCCUUACUAAUUUAUAUGAACUGUCAGAUAACCCAUUUGUAUGAGCUGUGGAGGUGUGACUGCAGUCAUCCGGUCUCACUAUUGAAUGCAUGAAGUGUCAGUUAGACUGCAUUAGUGCCCUCCUUUAUGUGCAAGUGCUUUGCUUUUCCAGAGUGAGUGAGGUGAAGCUCGCUACAUUGGGUAGAAGCAGAGCAGAAUGGCUCUCUGUGUGAGAUGAUUAUUGCUAGUUUUGAACUCUGCCACUUCACUCCCAAGGACCUCUGCUAAUUGUGUGACAUUAAUUGGCCACAUCUGCGUAACACUUGGGCUUUAUUCUCGUUGGAGUUUUUUUGAUUUUCAUUUCUUUUAAUCAAAGAAAUUAUUGAUUGGCCUUGAAAGGCAACAAGUGCGAAGCAAUCAGGAAGAGGGCUUUGUUAAAAAGAGAAAUUGCUUGGUGUGAGAGAACAAAGAAGUCAGCGCUGUGUUAACCCUCAGAAAUGUGUGUGUGUGUGUGUGUGUGUGUGUGUGUGUGUGUGUGUGUGUGUGUGUGUGUGUGUGUGUGUGUGUGUGUGUGUGUGUGGUGUUUGCGUCUGUCUCUGGUAAGGACUGGGGCUUUUGAGUCCUCUCUCGUAAUGUAAAGCUACUGUAGGCAACAUCUGCAGUUAGGGCAAAAUAUCCACAGGUUCAGCCAAUGUCCAAUUCCCACACUUCCUGUGAAUUCCUCUGUGUUCUUAUGUAACACUCUCUUCCAAUAUGUGGUGAUUCUAUGAUGAUAUACAGGAUAGAAUAGAAAUGAAGAUCACAAGAAAUGAAGAUCGAAGAGCGCAAAGACCACUUUCCGCAGUAGUUUCCCUAAUAACAUCUGCAAAUUCAGAUUAUACACUGGAAACUUUUUUAAACAUCUAUUUGUUUUUGUCUUUCUGUGAAGUUUACUGAAUUUCCUCUGAAGCUGAAUCAUGGGAAGGCUUGUUUUGACAAACUAAGGGGCCAUAUUGUCGAGCCUUCUGUUUUGUAAACGUUUGAAAUAAAAAAAUAUAUAUUUUAACACGG